Sycon ciliatum is the source of this 1810-nucleotide messenger RNA. Its product is annotated as cyclin-dependent kinase 2-associated protein 2-like. The record is from RefSeq and is a predicted model, not a curated record. The transcript is spliced from 3 exons. NCBI's taxonomy places the organism in Eukaryota, Metazoa, Porifera, Calcarea, Leucosolenida, Sycettidae. Bases 191 to 865 code for a protein of 224 amino acids. Gene Ontology annotation, cellular component: cytoplasm; nucleus.
GAUGAAUGCACGGACGUUAUGUUUCGCGUUGUACUGGUGAUCUUCCGUGUCACUUUGUCCGUUGUAAGCUGUUGAGGUGUCGUCAAUUAUUUCCUUUCAAGCAAUUGCACUUUCAUUGAAUACUUUUUCAUUCGUAUCAUUUUAGUACUUUUGACUUCAAGAGGACGUACAAUUGUAGAUACGUGAACACAUGGAAUCCAUGGAGCCCAACAGAGAUGUGAGUGACAGUGGCAAUACCAGCGGUGCUGCACAGGCUUCCACUGGCAAGACGACUAUGGACACGUCUGCCGAAGCAAGUGACCGCCUCACACCAAUGCCUGCACCUGCACCAGGUGCAACUGCGCCUGUGUCAUCGCUGGCAUCAUCUGCACCAUCAACAACAGCUACAAGCACUAUGCUUGCAACGGCUACUCCUAGCACUUCCACGAUCGCAGCUCAAGCAAUGAGUCAACAGUUAACAACAGAUACUUCCCAAAUACCUGCUGCUGCUGUUCCAACUCCAGCUACUGUCACAACUGCUGGUGCUGCUGCUGCUGCUGCUGCAGUAGCUACAACUGCUACAACUGCUGGAGCUACUGCCAGUACUACAGUGCCUGCUACAAUGCCUGCGCCGAUCACACAGCAAAUCCAGUAUCUUGUGCCCAGUUCUGACAUGCCUGCACCAGUAGUACUAACGCCAGAGGAACAAUUAGAAAAGCGGUAUCAUGCACUGAUGGUGGCUGUAGAAGAAAUUGGCCGUGAUAUCAAACCUGCGUACGCUGGAUCUCGUAUUGCAAUGGAGAGACUAAAGAAGUCUAUUGGCCAAUGUCGUUUACUGGUGAAAGAAACAUCUCAAGACACUCGCAAAGUGUCCAGUAGUAGCUAGAGGAGUUUGGGAGAGGCGUUGACAUUGUACUGCUCCGGCCGCCAAUGGUGUUAGACCAAUCAACGUGUAUGUGCCAGUACUCAGUGUGGACUCAACGGGUAGCUAUGCUGACUGGUUCUGUGUUGUGCUGCCCUGUUGAUACCACUUGCAGCAUACGUGUGUGUAUGUGACAAGUAUUUGCAGUUUGCAGCAACAGUAGCAGCACUACUCCAGAGAUGACGUGCACUGCUUGCAAUCAAUUAGUUGGCUCCUAAAAAAGUUCAACCUUGGUUUAGGAGCAGCCCAACCCAGCCUUGCCCAGUAACAGUUACUUAUGCCACUACCAGUCACUUGAAUGAACCUUGUGUCUGUACUUGUCCAAUGUACGUUGGCUGGUGAUCAAGUUUGUGUGCUUUCUGAUACAAUUUUAAGUCAUAUUUCUUCAUGCUGCUCAUCUCAUCAGGUCUAUUUCUCCAUACAUCCCAUGAGCACAGUUCACUACUCAAAAGUACAAAGCCUUGUUCUGUGCUAGUUACAUGUACUAGCAAGAGUAUAUUAUACUCUUGGUACUAGUCAUGGAACAUUGUGCAUCACUACAUACAAACAUCAUAGCUAAUUACUUUUACUGCCAUCACAGAUGUGUGUUUCCUUUUCAGUCACACAUUCUGGUGAUCUAUUUGGAACAUUGUUCAUUUUGAAUGUUGUGCAUUCUGCUGGUGUUCACUGAUCCAAACCACUUCUUUUGCAGCACAUUUUAGCUUGUACACGUACUGUGCUUUUCUUUUUGUGUCGUUCGCAAUGAGUUGCACUCACUUUCUGAAGUUUUGGUACUCUGCUAGCUAUGAUGGCCUACUUGUACAUGAGCUGUGUACGUCAUAAUAAUUAUGUACAAUGAGUGUGCACUGUUUGAGCUUUGAAUUGUUGCCUGGCAGCCAUUGUUCUGAAAUUAUUUUAUUUAGAAGUUCA